ACAUCGAGUUUUUUCGCCGCAUAGCCGAAACCCAUCUGCCGACGCUUGCACUCUCCAUAACAAGUUUCAUCAUCAUGCUGCUCAUCAAGAUACUGGCCGACCCAUUCCUGCUCAAGAAGAUUGGCAUCCCCUUCCCCAUCGAAAUGGUCGUCGUCAUCUUUGGCACACUGCUGUCGCAUCAUAUAAACCUGGAAGGUUACAACAUGAGCGUCAUCGAGCACAUCGAGCAUCAAAUGCCACGACCGCACUCGCCGGUGUUCUCGGCGCAGCUCCUGUCGAGUUUGGCGGCGCCGGCGCUUGCCGUGUCGGUGGUCAGCUACGCCAUCACCAUCUCUCUGGGUCGCAUCUUCGCCAGAAAGCACAAGUACGCCAUCGACCCUAACCAGGAGUUCAUUGCUUUGGGCGCGUGCAACGUUUUCGGCGCCUUCUUUGCUUGUUUUCCAGUAGGGGCGUCGGUACCACGAAGUUCCAUUCAAGAAGGCGCAGGGGGCAAGACGCAGGUCGUCAGCUUCGUCAACUCUAUCAUAAUUUUCAUCGUCAUCAUCUGGCUCAGCCCUUACUUCGAGAAACUUCCCGUGGCGAUACUCUGCACAAUCAUAUUCGUCUCGCUGAAGAAGGUGUUUCUGCAAGUGAAGGACUUCCAGCGCUUCUGGAGGAUAUCGAAGAUCGAUGGUAACAUUUGGAUGGUAUCCUUCCUGGCCACUGUCAUAGUGGAUGUACAGUUUGGUCUCGUCAUCGGGAUUAUAUUCUCACUGUUCACUCUAGUCUACCAGAUUAAGAGGCCAAAGGCAUGCCUCCUCGGCAGUAUCCCAAACACAGACUUCUACGUUCCAUUGAAGGACUACGGAGUUGCAGCUGAGAUUCCUGGCGUGAAAGUUUUUCACUUUGGAGGACCAAUUCAUUUCGCAAAUUCCGACUACUUUCGGUCCGAAGUGUCCAAGAAACUCCGGAUUGAAGUCAACUUACCGGACAAGCCCACUUGGAAAACUCCUAAGAAACCCAUCAUUCCCAGAAGUGCAAAGGCCAGAAACGUGAUUAAGAUCCGCGAACCGUCCUGCAGCUUCUCGUCCAACAUUCCGGGCAUCCCGCCGUACGAACCUAGGGCCGCCGAGUCGGUGUAUGUCAGCACCGAGCCCGUAGCAGGAGUCGGGGGCCGCCCUUCUUACGUCAUCUUCGACUUCUCUCGAGUCAGCUUCGUGGACGGCACCAGCAUAAACACCAUGAUGGAGGUAUUCAAGGAGUACAGAACAGUAGGCGUUUCCAUCUACAUGGCUGCAUGUUCAGUGCCCGUGUUCCGAAUGCUCAAAAAGGGUGGCGUCCUAGACGUCCUGCCGUCGGCCAAGUUCUUCCCCAGCGUGCACGACGCUGUCCUGCACACGCGGCAGGAUAAAAAGGUUUCGAGCUUUACCUAUGUCCUUCACAAGACGAACGGCAAGUGCGCGACUACCAUACACGCGAAUUUCCCAGUGGUCUUGACGGGUGGCCCCUAAAGAAGCUUAACACCUCUUGAGCAAAAGAGAAAGAGAGAGAGGCACCGUGGUACGAGUCGAACAUAGCCCUAUGUAGCGAUGCGUCCGCAUUGAAUAUGUGGUAUUCUUUUUGUGGACUAACGGAGUUAAAGGGACCAUAAAGUGAGUCAAUGAACUAGUUUAGUUUGAUAUAGCCUUCUUUAGGAACUCAGAUGUAGUUAUUCUAACCACCGUAAGUUCAUUGCUAGAAUAAAACCAAGGCCAAAGUACAAUUUAUAUGUUAUGCGCCAAAAUCCACGCACUUGACGAAUUUCAAUGUGCAUUUGUGAUGCUUUUGUCAUGCUUUGCCGACAUUGGGUCGGCGAAAUUUCACGAAACAUUGUUUGUUAAAAAUUUAAUUAUAGAAGUUUUAUGCAUGCUAUAGGUUCGCCAUUUUGUCUAAAUAUGGCUCCAAAAUUGUUCUUUUAAAUUCAACUACUUUCCGAAAAUAAAAAAA
Rhipicephalus microplus (southern cattle tick) is the source of this 1965-nucleotide messenger RNA. Its product is annotated as prestin. Gene Ontology annotation, biological process: sulfate transmembrane transport. Gene Ontology annotation, molecular function: secondary active sulfate transmembrane transporter activity. NCBI's taxonomy places the organism in Eukaryota, Metazoa, Arthropoda, Arachnida, Ixodida, Ixodidae. The record is from RefSeq and is a predicted model, not a curated record. Gene Ontology annotation, cellular component: membrane.